This is a messenger RNA of Cynara cardunculus var. scolymus (artichoke), 1056 nucleotides long. RefSeq names its product probable WRKY transcription factor 65. The coding region runs from base 204 to 893 and encodes 229 amino acids. NCBI's taxonomy places the organism in Eukaryota, Viridiplantae, Streptophyta, Magnoliopsida, Asterales, Asteraceae. The transcript is spliced from 3 exons. Gene Ontology annotation, biological process: regulation of DNA-templated transcription. The record is from RefSeq and is a predicted model, not a curated record. Gene Ontology annotation, molecular function: DNA-binding transcription factor activity; transcription cis-regulatory region binding. Gene Ontology annotation, cellular component: nucleus.
AAGGGUAUUAAGGUAAUUGCAUGUGAUGAAGUGCAUGUUGUGGAUCUUGUCAUCUAUUGCUUUAUUUCCCUUUCUCUCCCUCUUAAUCAAUUGCUUGCUUUAAUGCUUCUUCUCCUCCUCCUCCUCCUUCUUGCAUCUCCUCUUUCACUUUCUCUUCCAAUUUCCAACUUCCAUCAUAUAAACUAUAAACAAGAUCCAAUUAAAUGGAACAAGACUCUCCACUGAAUGAUUCAGAUAUCCAACCUUCCAAGAAAAGGAAGGUGGCUGACAAGAUUGUGGUAACAGUGAAGCUUGAAGGCAAAAAGAAGACUGAAAACCCUUCUUGUGAUUGUUGGUCUUGGAGGAAAUAUGGGCAAAAACCCAUUAAAGGAUCUCCUUAUCCGAGGGGCUACUACAGAUGUAGCACAUCAAAAAGUUGUUCAGCCAAGAAACAAGUGGAGAUAUGCAGAACAGAUGCAUCUAUGCUCAUCAUCACUUACACUUCUGCUCAUAAUCAUCCAGACCCUGCUCUCUCCAAGGAAUCAAAACAAGCCAAAACCAAAAUCCCACAUGAUGAUUCAAAUUCUACAGCCCCUGAACCAGAUCAAAAGAAUGAAGACCAGAAACCCAUUAUCACUGUUGUCGAUGAUCAAGAUCCAAUCAUUGAAGAAAACGACAACUUCCGCUACAUCCAAACCCCAGAAAACGAAACCCAUUUAACAGUAGACCUGGAAAAUACAUUCUUUGACGAAGAGCCCCUCUCCUAUCCCAAUCUCAUGACCUUUUCAGCACUGAAAUCGGAAGAAAAUGACUUCUAUGAUGAACUUGAAGAGUUACCCAUGUCUUCCUCGACAUUCAAAAGUUUCAUGAGAACCAAUUUUUUUGAGGAGAGAGUUCUUGUUCAACCUUCUUAAGAAAAGUUCACUCUAUGUAAUUAUAUUUAGCUGUCCAUAAUUUAAGCUAGCUGUAGCUAGUAAUAACAAGCUGAAAAGCAGGCAUCUUUUCACUCUCAAUAUGCUCAAAGACAUGAAUCUCCAAAAUUAAGUGGAAAAUAUAAUAUAUUUAUUAAGUGGAUUA